AAGCCGAAAGAAAGAGGUCCCCCCUCUAAAACCCCAACUGUGACUCAUUUUUCAACUCUCUGUCCUUCCUUUAUCGCUCCUCUCUCUGUCAUGUCACCAGCCGAAAAUGGCCGCCACGCACACCUCCACCACAUCCUCUCCAACCCGUAAAUCCCUAAAUAUAAUAUCCCAAAAUCUCUGCUUUUGAUUUCGACGCUCUUAUUGUUAUUCUGAUUCUCUCUGUCUCUCGGGUUUCUACGCGUUAAUCGCAUCUUUUAUCCUCUCACUUUUCACCUCGACCAAGAGUGCUAGGGUUUUGGUAUUCUGGGUUCGUUUGCUCUAGUGGGUAUUUUUUUUCUUUUUCUGGGUGAUUUGCUAUGAUGGACGAGAGAAUUGUCGACGAUCUUAUACGGAAGCUUGUGGCAGCGAAGAAUGGCCGGACCACCAAACAGGUGCAACUCACGGAGGCUGAAAUACGGCAGCUUUGCUCCGCCUCCAAGGAAAUCUUUCUCAGUCAGCCGAAUCUUCUGGAGCUUGAAGCUCCGAUAAAGAUCUGUGGAGAUGUUCACGGUCAGUAUUCAGAUCUUUUGCGACUGUUUGAGUAUGGUGGGUACCCACCUGAAGCCAACUAUUUAUUCCUAGGAGACUAUGUUGAUCGUGGUAAGCAAAGCAUAGAGACAAUAUGCCUUCUCCUUGCAUACAAGAUCAAAUACAAGGAGAACUUCUUUCUCCUUAGAGGUAACCAUGAAUGCGCUUCCAUCAACCGCAUCUAUGGAUUCUAUGACGAGUGCAAGAGAAGAUUUAAUGUUCGUAUUUGGAAGACAUUUACUGACUGCUUCAACUGUCUUCCUGUUGCUGCUCUUAUUGAUGAGAAGAUCCUUUGCAUGCAUGGCGGUCUGUCUCCUGAUUUGAAACACUUAGAUCAGAUUAGGAAUAUUGCACGGCCGGUGGACGUGCCAGAUCAGGGCCUUCUCUGUGAUCUAUUAUGGGCUGAUCCUGAUAAAGAUGUUGAAGGUUGGGGAGAGAAUGAUCGUGGCGUGUCAUAUACAUUUGGGGCUGACAAGGUUGCCGAAUUUCUUCAGAAACAUGGCCUUGAUCUCAUUUGUCGUGCUCAUCAGGUUGUGGAAGAUGGAUAUGAGUUUUUUGGAAAAAGAAAGCUGGUAACCAUAUUUUCAGCACCAAAUUACUGUGGGGAGUUCGAUAAUGCUGGUGCCAUGAUGAGUGUAGAUGAUACAUUGACAUGUUCCUUCCAGAUUUUGAAAGCAUCUGAGAAGAAGGGAAAGCUUGGGAUAAGCAACAACAUGUUAAGACCAGGAACUCCUCCUCACAAGGGUAAGGGCUGAUCGGUUGCAGAAGCUUUAAUUGUAACUUCUGAGAACACCUUCUGUAUCAUCUUGUGCUGCUCGGCUUUCUCUCAGCUGCAAGGUUUGAUUAUUCACCUCUGCCUUCUUUUGUGUCGUACAGAAGAUGAAGCUGAAAAGUUACUUCUACAGUGGCAAAAUAGCCAUUAGCGUAUCAGAAUUAGUGCGACUUUUUGUUUCCGGAAAAAAAGAAAGAAAAGUGAAAUUUAACUGUGUAAUGGAAAUUUCGACUCCAUUGUGGAAUUUUAGAAGUUUUUGUUUCAUGGAAAAACCUAAAUCUUCUGUUGCUUGCAA
Pyrus x bretschneideri (Chinese white pear) is the source of this 1634-nucleotide messenger RNA. Its product is annotated as serine/threonine-protein phosphatase PP1-like. The coding region runs from base 357 to 1322 and encodes 321 amino acids. The transcript is spliced from 4 exons. Gene Ontology annotation, molecular function: protein serine/threonine phosphatase activity. Lineage: Eukaryota; Viridiplantae; Streptophyta; Magnoliopsida; Rosales; Rosaceae. Gene Ontology annotation, cellular component: nucleus; cytoplasm. The record is from RefSeq and is a predicted model, not a curated record.